This is a messenger RNA of Chara braunii, 1495 nucleotides long. The record is from the annotation of a GenBank genome assembly. Lineage: Eukaryota; Viridiplantae; Streptophyta; Charophyceae; Charales; Characeae.
CAGUAGGUAUUGUCAGUCAGGGGGUAGAGUCUAAGUGGUGAGGAGUGGAACCGUUGUUCGGUUGUGCACCAGACACCAUGGUUGAUACUCGAAGUGGAAAGAGUACCGUCCCCUACACGCAGGCUCAAGAGGAGCGUGCCGCUGCCAUUUUGAAAGAAAGAAAGGAGAUGAAGGAGAAGAAAGGGCUCCUUAAGCAGGCGAAGUUAAAAGCAAUCGCAGAGGAGCAGGCGGCGAAGAAGAAGAAGUUGGAGGCGGAGAUGAGAAGAUUAAAACAGGAGGAGGAAGAGAAGAGGAAGGUUGCCGAAGAAGAAGCAGCAGCAGAGGAGGAGGAGGUAGAAGAAGAACCCCUUGAAGGGAGGUGUGGGGGAGAUAGAGGAGAGACAAGUGGCACGAAGGGAGAGGAGGCAUGGAUGGAGAAACAGAUUAGCGAGUGGGUGGCUAACUUAUCGUUGGGAGAAGACGAAGAGGCACUGAUGUACGUGCCACAGGAGGAGAGAGAAGCGUUUGCCAGGGAAUUAGAAGCAAAGGAGGACCCCCUGGAAUGCCAGACCGAGGAAGAUGAGAAGCGUUUGGAGUGGAAGUUGUGGCUGGCAAGAGAAAAGAAAAGGAGGGAAGAGGCCAACCGGGUGGCCAAAGAGGUGGAGAAGAUCCGCGCAUGUAGACAAGAGGUUCAGGCACAGGCAGAAACCCCCGCGAAAUUAGAUAAGAUUCUGGCGUACCUUGAGGUUCUGAGUGAGGCCUGGCUUGAGGAGCAUCAGGCCAACAAGGGUCAAGAUGUGACCCUUCAUGCCAUCCGGUCCGGUUUUAGGGAGUUUGCGCGCAACGUGGUAACCCACGUCGGGACCGAAGUCAAGAAACUAAAGGAAGGCGCAGAGAAGUUCUGUGUCGGCGCCAUUGAGGGCGCCAAAGUGGUGGCCACAGUAGAGGCCGCGUCACGUCCUCGCAAAGAGCCUGUGAAACUCAAAUUUCCUGAUGCCUAUAGCGGGAAAAAGGACGAUAGCUUUGAUAACUGGGAGGCUAGCAUUAAUACAUAUGUGUAUUUGCAGCAUAUCGCCCCCGAGGAGCAAGUGCUUGUAGCCUUCCAUGCAUUGAAGGACAACGCAGUCAGCUUCGCAAGGUCUCUUGCGCGCGCCGCUGAUUGCGAGCAUAAUAUGAUUGCGUAUUCUAGGCUUACCCCUCUUUCCACUUUUCUCCAACUCCUGCGUGAGAGGUUCGUUGACGUUUCAAGGGGCGUCAGGGCCUUUGACAAAUUGCAAAUCAUCCACUCGCGACACUGGAGGAGUGCGCGAGCACUCAAAGCUGUUAUGGAUGACUUGGUAGCUGUCUCAGACCACGGGGUCACUGAGACCCAGUUGGUCCAAUUAUUCUAUCGUGCCAUGCCAGAGCCCUUGUCAGGGCAUUUCUUUGAUAAGACCCAAUAGGCCAACAUAACGUACGAUACGUUAAGUGGAGAAGUGGUCCUGUUCGAGGCCAAGUCUAUGCCAAAUUCCACUUU